AUGUCCACCUUAGGAUCUGGUCGAAGUGCUGGUGUGAAUCUUAGUUGUUUUCGAGAACUAAUGGGUAAAGAGAAGGUUCACGUUAAUAUCGUGGUCAUUGGCCAUGUGGACUCUGGGAAGUCAACCACCACCGGUCACCUCAUCUACAAGCUUGGAGCCAUUGACAAGCGAAUCACCAUUGACAUUGGUCUCUGCAAGUUUGAGACCACCAAGUACUACUCCACAGUCAUUGAUGCCCCCGGACACAGGGAUUUCAUUAAGAAUAUGAUUACUGGGACAUCCCAAGCUGACUGCGCUGUUCUUAUUAUUGAUUCCACUACAGGUGGUUUUGAAGUUGGUCUGCUCCCUCAUCAAGCAACCUUUGUUCCCACAACUGGGUGCUUGAUCGGCGGUGGCAAGGUUGCUAAGGAAUUUUCAACUCGUUUCAUUGUUCAACAUCUUUUAACUUAUCAACUAUUUGGCAGUGUGACAGAUGCAGUAGCCAUGGAUGGAAUAGAAAUUUCACCAUCUACCAGUCUCCAGUACCUCAUCAAAAUGAAGUAUUUUUCUCUAGCGUUACUUCCUUUUGGUCUAUACUUGUCUAUACUCAACAUUUGCUUGCAAAAUCUUCGUCUCAAAACUCAAGUGCAGUCGGGGAAAUUCAUGGGUGGCUUGUUUAAUUGGUUAACAUCUACUGUUUCAGGUGCUUGGGUUAUAGUUUCUUCCAAUUUUCUAGAGGAGUCUUAUGUAGAGGUUUUGGAGGCUGAUGAUGGAAGAUUCACUGAUUAA
Molecule: messenger RNA, 768 nt
Organism: Sphenostylis stenocarpa
Lineage: Eukaryota; Viridiplantae; Streptophyta; Magnoliopsida; Fabales; Fabaceae
Source: the annotation of a GenBank genome assembly